Anguilla rostrata (American eel) is the source of this 1175-nucleotide messenger RNA. RefSeq names its product oleoyl-ACP hydrolase (gene olah). Gene Ontology annotation, biological process: lipid biosynthetic process. The transcript has 7 exons. Lineage: Eukaryota; Metazoa; Chordata; Actinopteri; Anguilliformes; Anguillidae. The record is from RefSeq and is a predicted model, not a curated record. Bases 193 to 957 code for a protein of 254 amino acids.
AAGAACUGAAGAACAAUGAGGGUGUUCAUUUUGUAAUGAAUGUUAACCUGCGCAGAGAACUGCACUGAACAGCUUAGCGUGGUUUUCAUGCUCUUUAUGCGCCUUUUGAAAUCUGGACAUGACAGAGACGGUUUAUUGCACUGAGGCUGCCCUGCGUAAUGCUAGAAAAUACAUUCCUGUUGAGUUGAGAGAAUGGAAAAAGUGAUAAAUUGUUUCCAGCGGAACCCCGACGCGAGCGUGAGGCUGUUGUGCUUCCCGUGGGCCGGCGGAGGUUCUAUUCAUUACGCGCGCUGGGGAAAGCUCGUCCCCAGCUCCAUCGAAGUUUAUGCGGUCAAGCUGGCUGGGAGAGAGAGCAGGGCGAAGGAGCCUUUCUGCAAGAGCAUGGAGCAGAUCGUGGAUGAGGUCAUCGGCGCGCUGCUGCCCGAGCUUCGGGAGAAGCCCUUCGCCCUGUUCGGUCACAGCUUUGGAUCCUUGGCCUGUUACGCCACGGCCGAGCGCCUGAAAAGGGUGCACAACCUGGAGCCGGCGCACCUCUUCCUCUCCGGCGCCUCGGCCCCUUACUCCGAGACUCGGAAGAACGCCCCGAACAGAAGCGGGCUGUCGGAUGAGGAUUUCCUCCACUGGAUCACCACCAUGGGGGGAACUCCCCCCGAAAUACUCGCCAACCCCGAAAUCUUGAAGCUCUUCUUGCCCGUCCUGAAGGCCGACCUCCACGUGGUGGAGAACUACCAGUGCUCCAAGCCUGACAGCCCGUUCUUGUCCUGUCACGUUACCUGUUUUGAUGGAAAGGAAGACAUUCCCCACGAUUUGCAAGCGUGGAGACACGUGACAAGAGGAGAAUUCACGGUGAAAAUGCUUCCAGGUCCUCACUUCUACUUGAAGGACCCAUCUAACGAGAAGGUCAUCCUGGACAUUGUCACAAGGCACCUUGAGACGGCCGAGAUUGACUACUUGUAGUGGCGCAGUGACGGUGGCUCCAAGGCCACGGUGAUGACGGGCAGAGCAGGGCUCCUGUGGUGUAUGACUCAUAGUGGGGAGGCGACUGUGACUCACGAAGUUCUCCAGAAUCGUAAAAUGCACCGGAUGUUGAGGAAUUUUGAUUGCCGAGGGUAAAAACGUAAAUAUUGUAAGUCACCAGUUUUCCACCGAGUAACAAUAAAGCGAAUUACAAUGUU